Messenger RNA from Closterium sp. Naga37s-1, 705 nucleotides. The record is from the annotation of a GenBank genome assembly. Lineage: Eukaryota; Viridiplantae; Streptophyta; Zygnematophyceae; Desmidiales; Closteriaceae.
AUGGGGCAGUGGGAGCAACAAUGGCAGGAGGAGAAAUCGCAGGAGCAGGCAACAACAGAAGAAGCAAUGACAGGUGCAACCUUGGCAGGAGCAGCAGUGGAGAUGGGGAGAGAGGCGAUGCGGCAGAGUGAGGGGUUUCAGAGUAUGGAGGACGAGGAGUGGAGGGAGCGACAGAAGGUGCUGCAGCAGCAGGCGGAGGAGGCUCAGGCUGAGAAGAGAAGGAGGAGGGCUGAGCGUGCCGAACGUGAGAGGCUGGAACGGAUGCAGGCUCGGCAGCAGAAGCGGGUGGAGGAGGUUCGACAGCAGCAGGAGCAGGUGGAGCGGGCAUCUGGUCUCAAGGACCAGCUGAGAGCGUCAGUCCACGCUGACCUUGUCAAGCGCCUGGCAGGGUGCCGUGACUUUGCGUCAGUCCUUGAUAAAAUCGGGAUCAAAGUGGACGGCAUGCCACAACCAUCGACUCAGCAGGUUGAAGCAUCUUUCAAGAAGGCGCUGCUUCGGUAUCACCCGGACCGGAUGGCGAGGCUCGGAGCAGGAGCGGACGUUCGGAAGCAGGUAGAGGCAGAGGAGACGUUCAAGAUGAUGCUGGAGAAGAAGAAAACGCUUCCGCUUGUUGCACCACCUGCUGCACCUGCUGCUGCCCCAGCUUACCCGGACUUUGGUCUGCCCAAGUAUCACAAGUUUGGCAGGAGACGUUAUUAUUACUAA